AUGGCCACGCUGGUGUGCAGGGUGCAGCUACUGGAUGACACCGACCCCUUCAACAGCACCAACUUCCCCGAGCCCACCCGCCCGCCGCUGUACACCUUCCGGGAGGACAUCCCGCUCGCCACCCAGCUGGCCGGAGUGCACCGGCUGCUCCGCGCCCCGCAGAAGCUUGAUGACUGCACCCUGCAAUUGUCUCACAAUGGUACCUAUCUGGAUCUAGAAUCUACGCUAGCAGAACAAAGAGAUGAAUUGGAAGGCUUCCAGGAGGAUGCUGGGAGAGGCAAGAAGCACAGCAUAAUUCUGAGGACCCAGCUGUCAGUGAGAGUUCAUGCCUGCAUUGAAAAGCUUUACAAUUCCAAUGGACGGGAGCUGAGACGAGCACUUUUCUCCUUGAAACAAAUAUUUCAGGAUGACAAAGACUUGGUUCAUGAGUUUGUUGUUGCUGAAGGUCUGACUUGCUUAAUCAAAGUGGGAGCAGAGGCUGACCAGAAUUAUCAGAACUACAUCUUGAGAGCUUUGGGGCAGAUAAUGCUCUAUGUGGAUGGCAUGAACGGAGUAAUAAAUCAUAACGAGACAAUCGAAUGGCUGUACACACUUAUUGGGUCAAAGUUCCGCCUGGUGGUAAAGACAGCCCUGAAGCUGCUGCUGGUGUUUGUGGAAUAUACAGAAUCCAAUGCACUGCUUUUAAUCCGGGCAGUUUCUACUGUUGAUAAAAAGAGAGGAGCCAAGCCAUGGUCCAACGUCAUGGAGAUCCUGGAGGAAAAGGAUGGCAUUGAUACUGAGCUACUGGUUUAUGCAAUGACCUUGGUUAACAAGACAUUGUCGGGGUUGCCAGAUCAGGACUCUUUCUAUGACGUGGUGGACUGUCUGGAAGAGCUAGGCAUUGAAGCCAUUUCGCAGAGACACUUGAACAAGAAAGGAACAGACUUGGACUUAGUUGAGCAGUUUAACAUUUAUGAGAUGACGCUCAAACAUGAGGAUGGAGAUGAGAGUGCUGACCUCCCUUCCAGUGGAUGCAAGGACCGUAGAAGGGCCAGCCUCAGUGCUGGUGAGCGACGGGGGUUAGAGCGCCGGCGGAGCCGAAGACACUCGGUGCAGAACAUCAAAAGCACUUCAUCUGUCCCUGCGAGUCUGUGCAGUCAGUCCAGCCCUAGCUUCAUGCUGGGCCAUGGGCAGGCUGCUGAAGAUCUCAGUGAGAGAUACAAUAGCUAUGGCAGCAGCUCUUACUCUUCUCCACGACCUUACCCUGGUGUAACUGCUCCUGCAAUAUCCACUGCUCGUUAUGGGAUGACUGUCUCACCACCUCAAGAGACCAAAUCUGACAGGCCAGCUUUGGGUGGUCUCCUUACAUCAUCUUUUCGGCAGCACCAGGAGUCUUUGGCAGCAGAAAGAGAAAGACGACGUCAAGAGAGAGAAGAAAGGUUGCAAAGGAUAGAACGUGAAGAAAGAAACAAAUUCAACCGUGACUAUUUAGACAAAAGAGAAGAGCUGAGACAUGCAAGAGAAGAGAGAUACAAAUACUUGGAGAGGUUGGCAGCAGAGGAGCAUGAGAAGGAUCUGAAAAGUAGAAGCCUAAGCCGAGGCAGAAGUGAGCUAUCCCUGAACCUGAGAUCUCCUUCAGCCCCAUCCUCACCUGUACCCAAGUGCAUCAGUCCAGCAUCCACAGAGUCACAGGAAGAGCUGAAGACCCCUUCCACUCCUUUUGGGACCACUCAGCCCUCAGAAGCGAGUGCCAGUGAACACGAACCAGAAACAGAACCAGAACCAGAGCAGGAGGCUGAGGCCGAGCAGGGAACGGAGACAACCAAGGAAAUAGAGGCUACAGAGGUGGGACCAGAGAGUGAGGUGAAACAAGGACCAGAGAGAGAGACAGAAGAAAGUGCAAUACUCAGUGAAAAAGAAAGGCAGAAUGAGGAAGUGAAUGAGAAAGACAACUGCUCUGCAUCCAGCAUAUCCUCAGCAAGCAGCACUUUAGAGAGGGAAGAGAGAGAGGACAAGUUAACCAGUGACAAUGAAACUGGUCCAUGGUUGCAGACCAUUCAGGAUGCUGGUGUGAAUGAGCAGUGCAGCAACAUCCUCAACAACAAACGGUUUAUGCUGGACAUGUUGUAUGCACACAACAAAAAGCCCAAGGAUGAAGAGGAGAAGGAGCUGGAGGCGAAGGAGGAAAAGAAGGAGGCGGAGGAAAGUGAAGAGUCACUCACUAGUCUAGCCAGUAGAAUCUCUGUCCUUCAGGCCACAAAGCAGGCUAAAGGUGAAAGUGUCAAAAAGAUUGAGAUUGGAAAUUUAGACAACCAAGGCAGCGUAAAAGCCUUUGCAGAAAAAUUCAACAAUGGCGAGCUGGUCAAAGGGACAGCCAUGCCUGAAGAUGAAAUCAGUGAACAGGUCCCUGAGAAAACACCAGCACAGCCAAAGAAGGAAUCUGACUACAUCUGGGAUCAGCUCAUGGCUAACCCUAGAGAACUUAGAAUCAAAGACAUGGAUUUCACAGACUUGGGGGAGGAGGAUGAUGUAGAUGUAUUGGACAUGGAUAUGGGUCCUGGGGACUCCCUCGUUCCCCCUCCUCCACCUCCACCUUCCUUUCUGGGUUUGCCUCCACCACCACCACCCCCCCUGUUUGGAUGUCUGCCUCCACCUCCGCCCUCUGCUAAUUUAUUGGCUCCUCCUCCACUGUUCAGCACUCCUCAGGGCUUAGGGUCUCCCCAGGUUUCUAGGGGUCAGCCAGCAUUUAUAAAGAAGAAGAAAACCAUUCGUCUGUUUUGGAAUGAAGUACGACCAUUCGAGUGGCAGUGUAGAAACAACAAACACUGCAGAGAAUUCCUGUGGUCAAAACUGGAACCCAUUAAGGUGGACACUUCCAAACUGGAGCAUCUUUUUGAGUCUAAAUCCAAGGAACUGCCUGUCACAAAGAAAACUGCUGCAGAUGGGAAGCGACAGGAGAUCAUUGUAUUAGAUUCAAAACGAAGCAACGCUAUUAACAUUGGCUUGACUGUGCUGCCCCCUCCCCGCACGAUCAAGACUGCCAUCUUGAACUUUGACGAAUAUGCCUUAAACAAGGAAGGAAUUGAGAAAAUCCUGACCAUGAUCCCAACUGAGGAGGAGAAGCAAAAGAUCCAGGAGGCACAGCUGGCGAACCCCGAUGUGCCCCUGGGCAGCGCUGAGCAAUUCCUCCUCACCCUCUCCUCCAUCAGUGAACUCUCUGCCAGGCUCCAGCUCUGGGCUUUCAAGAUGGACUAUGAGAUAAUGGAAAAGGAAGUUGCAGAACCACUUCUAGACCUGAAGGAAGGAAUGGACCAGCUGGAGCACAAUAAAACUUUGGGAUUUAUCCUUUCGACUCUGCUAGCCAUUGGGAAUUUUCUGAAUGGAACCAACGCCAAAGCUUUUGAACUGAGCUACCUCGAGAAGGUUCCAGAAGUCAAGGACACAGUGCACAAGCAGUCCCUCCUGCACCACGUCUGCACUAUGGUGGUGGAAAAGUUCCCAGACAGCACCGAUCUUUAUUCGGAGAUCGGGGCCAUCACCAGGUCAGCCAAGGUUGAUUUUGAACAACUCCAGGAAAAUUUGUGUCAGAUGGAAAGACGUUGCAAAGCAUCAUGGGAUCACCUUAAGGCUAUAGCAAAGCAUGAAAUGAAGCCAACUUUGAAGCAAAAAAUGUCUGAGUUCCUUAAAGACUGUGCAGAAAGAAUCAUAAUCCUGAAGAUUGUUCAUAGAAGAAUAAUUAACAGGUUUCACUCCUUUUUGUUGUUUAUGGGCCAUCCUCCCUAUGCAGUCCGUGAAGUCAACAUCAAUAAGUUCUGCAAAAUUAUUAGUGAAUUUGCUCUGGAGUACCGCACCACCAGGGAACGAGUCUUGCAGCAAAAGCAGAAACGAGCUAACCACAGGGAAAGAAACAAGACCAGAGGGAAAAUGAUAACAGAUUCUGGCAAGUUCUCCAGCAGCUCGCCCCACUGCCAGACUCUGUCCCAAGGGCUGCAGUAUGCUGAGGAUGCUGCAGAGCAUGAGAACAUGAAGGCUGUGCUGAAGACGACCUCUGUUGGUGGGGAGAGCACUGCAGCACUUGGGGUCCGCACUCGAAGCCGGGCCAGCCAAGGCCGUAUCAGUUCAUGGAAUGCUGGCAGUGACGAUUCGCCUACUGCAACAGAUAGUGCAGCAGAUGAGAUCAUGGAUCGCAUUGUGAAGUCUGCCACCCAAGUGCCAAGCCAGAGAGCCGUGCCUAGAGAGAGGAAGCGGUCACGAGCAAAUAGGAAGUCAUUGAGAAGGACACUAAAGAGUGGACUGACACCAGAAGAAGCCAAAGCACUGGGCCUCAUCAGCACCUCUGAGAUGCAGGUUUGA
Molecule: messenger RNA, 4332 nt
Organism: Indicator indicator
Lineage: Eukaryota; Metazoa; Chordata; Aves; Piciformes; Indicatoridae
Gene: FHOD3
Product: formin homology 2 domain containing 3
Exons: 25
Coding region: 1-4332 (1443 amino acids)
Biological process (GO): cortical actin cytoskeleton organization; sarcomere organization; actin filament network formation
Cellular component (GO): cytoplasm; cytoskeleton
Molecular function (GO): actin filament binding
Source: RefSeq, a predicted model, not a curated record